AUAUUCGGGAAGGUUAGUAACUUUCUUGAGAAGCUGGGUAAGCAGACCAUGCCUCGUUUUUACGUACUUUCGACAUAAUCUUCCAAGUAAAGCAUCCUUUCGUGCUGGCGUUUCGUUGCCUGGGUUACGGAUUAAAGAAAGUAGCGGUUUAUUCAUUUGGCCUUCAUUAUCGACAUUCUUCGCAUACCAAUCGGCGUGGAGCGUGGCUUUUUUAUUGUAAAAGAAAGGUGUCGUAAACUUUUCCCGAUAAAAUGAUACGGCGUAGCCCAACAAGAAUUGACUUGCGACUAGAUGAUCUGCAAGAGUAUGAAACGAUGAGGAAAGCUCUUGAAGCCAAGAAAGAGUCUGAAAAGCAACCAACGUUCAAUCCUCCCUCAUGGGGUGGUAAAAUGCCGCAAAGUGAAAUUCAAGAACGCAUCGGUUACAUGCCGCAACAGAAUCAAGCUUCUCAUUUUCUACCCAAUAUAUAGUUUUUUGUAUUUAUAAUAAGAUUAGCGAAAUCUAUCCUAAGACGAAGUGAAUCACUCGGGUUUUAUUUUUAGCAGUUAUUUUAUUAUUACUAAAAUAUACAUGACAGCAUCGUUCGCUCCGUUUGAUGGCUUAAGAAGGUAGAAAUAAUAGUGUAUCGACAAUCAUUUAACAAUUUACUACGCGUGUCGAGCGAUUUAACAAUGAUGUGCAAGAUCAUGAUAUUGCAGCUUAAUAGAUAUGUACGCCUAAUUUAUUAAGUAGAGACAAAUUAUUGCUGUGCGAACGUCUCAUGUGACAUAAUUACAUUUACUAAUAGUAUAAUAUUGUCAACAUUUAUGACGGUAUCACGUACUCGCAAGAGACAAUUGUUAUUGAUUAUAAAAAUGCACCAUGAAUAUUCAAUUCUUAUAACUUAGCACAAACGACGAGACUUACGAAUUAAAUAUAUUGCCAUGUAAAUAAAAAUGAUCUGAAAUGCGA
This is a messenger RNA of Megachile rotundata (alfalfa leafcutting bee), 951 nucleotides long. RefSeq names its product anaphase-promoting complex subunit CDC26. The record is from RefSeq and is a predicted model, not a curated record. Lineage: Eukaryota; Metazoa; Arthropoda; Insecta; Hymenoptera; Megachilidae.